GACCGCUCGUCGUUUGAAGAAAAAAUCAACUAUUAGUAAUAAAAUUUAAAAGAUUAUCUCUUUUUUAAUAAUUUUGCUACUGUUUACACUUUAAAUAUUAUUUUUUUCUCUAUUUAGGAAGUACAAGGAGUGGUAUUGUUGAUGAACAACAACAAAUCACAACUGCUAGUAAAUCUUCAACAACUGAUACCAUUACCCACAACAAUAAUCUAUCAUCAUUACCCGCGUCAAAUUCUUCAAGUCAAAUUCAAUAUGCUAAAAUGCGUAUUAUUGCUAGUCCCAUAUUUCAUAUGAAAGAUGUUGUUCGUGCUCUAAUUACAUCUCUACCAAAAUCCGGUGAAUUAAUUGAAACACUCAUUAAUUAUGUAGAUGCUUUAGGAGCAACAAGAAUUCACGCAUAUUUAGUAGAUAAAAC
Messenger RNA from Didymodactylos carnosus, 415 nucleotides. NCBI's taxonomy places the organism in Eukaryota, Metazoa, Rotifera, Eurotatoria, Philodinida, Philodinidae. The record is from the annotation of a GenBank genome assembly.